Molecule: messenger RNA, 543 nt
Organism: Papilio machaon (common yellow swallowtail)
Lineage: Eukaryota; Metazoa; Arthropoda; Insecta; Lepidoptera; Papilionidae
Exons: 3
Coding region: 1-543 (180 amino acids)
Source: RefSeq, a predicted model, not a curated record
AUGCGGCGGCUUGCCGGCCUGCGUAUGCACAUGGCUGCCUCGCAUACAAUAGGCGCUGACGUCGGUGGAUGCGUUUCCACUGCACCUCAUUACAGGUCGCCCGAUACGACACAGCAUAACCAAUUACUACUGGCCAUGGAAGAAUGUGGUAUCAGUGGUCCCAUCAAUAGAUUUUUCCACAAUUACCUCAAAGAAAGGUCAAUGUAUACGGUUGUUAACGGGAUAAGGGGAGCAGAGGCGGGUGUAGUGCUCGGUGUGCCAACCGACUCAGUGUUCGGGCCGGUUGGGUACAUCAUGCACGUAAAUAGUGUGGUCAACGUGGUCGAGAAUUGUAGGGUGUACAUGUAUGCAGACGACAUGUGCUUGUUGGUGGCUGGCAGAGAUUUGAAGAGGAUGGAAAGAUUGAUGCAGAAUGAUUUUGAUCGAGUGGUUCAAUGGGCGCAUGAUAACGGCAUACUAUUAAAUAUAGCGAAGACAAAGGCUAUGCAUAUAUAUUCACCCUACAAUAGGAAUGCAAAGAAGGCUGCAAUACAGGGGGUCUGA